AUGGGUAAACGAGCAACUUAUGGAGCUGGUCAUGUCGAUCCAAUAGCUGCGACAAAUCCUGGACUCGUCUAUGAAAUGGACAAAGCAGAUCACAUUGCUUUUCUCUGCGGCUUGAAUUACACUGCGGAUACCCUUGCACUCAUAGCUGGUGAAACAAUUACUUGCACUAAAGAAAACAAAACCUUACCAAGAAACCUCAACUAUCCUUCAAUGUCAGCUCAAUUGCGAAGAUCUGAAAGCUCACUCACAGUGACUUUCAACAGAACUGUCACUAAUGUUGGAACGCCCAACUCAACAUACAAAUCAAAGGUGGUCUUAAAUCAAGGAUCAAAGCUCAACGUCAAGGUCACACCUAGUGUUCUGUCUUUUAAGACGGUGAGUGAAAAGAAGUCUUUCACGGUGACUGUCACAGGUAGCGAUAGCGAUCCAAAACUGCCUUCAUCUGCAAAUCUAAUAUGGUCUGAUGGCACACAUAAUGUGAGAAGCCCUAUUGUUAUUUAUAUUGAUGGUGCCUAUUGA
Messenger RNA from Arabidopsis thaliana (thale cress), 519 nucleotides. Its product is annotated as subtilisin-like serine protease-like protein. The transcript has a single exon. Lineage: Eukaryota; Viridiplantae; Streptophyta; Magnoliopsida; Brassicales; Brassicaceae. Bases 1 to 519 code for a protein of 172 amino acids. The record is from RefSeq and is marked reviewed.